Messenger RNA from Durio zibethinus, 1070 nucleotides. The record is from RefSeq and is a predicted model, not a curated record. NCBI's taxonomy places the organism in Eukaryota, Viridiplantae, Streptophyta, Magnoliopsida, Malvales, Malvaceae.
UUCUCUUAGUUUCUCCUCAAAAAAUUUUUCAUUUUUCUAUUACUCUGAUUUCCUUCUUCAAUCUUUGUUUAUCUCCCGCUCUCUACCUUUCAUUCUCUUUUUCUUCGCCAUAAUCUAUGGGGUCGAGAGCAAGGAUGCAAAGGUGGUGCACGCAAACACUAACGCCUUUAAUGGAAGGGCCUGACCCUGAAAUGCAAGAAGAAGCUGGAAACAAGAAGGAGAUCAGCUCUUGGGAAGUGAUCCGAGAAUGGUUUCGAACACAAAAGGGAUUGUCAGCAAAUAAUUUUUCAAUGUCUUUAUAUGGAAACAUUCCUGCCAAGAGACAAGAUUUAAGGCUUUUGCUUGGUGUUUUGGGCUGCCCUCUCGCCCCCAUUCCGCUCGUCAAUCACCCAAUUCACCACAUUCGGAUCAAAGAUAUACCAAUUGAAACUUCGACGGCGCAUUACAUUAUACAACAAUAUUUGGCGGCUUCGGGAUGCUUGAAACAGCAGAAAUGUGCAAAAAACAUGUAUGCAACAGGAAGUGUGAAGAUGAUUCGUUGUGAAACUGAGAUUUCGUCAGGCAAGAAUGUGAAAAGUUUGGGAACAAGAAGCGGAGAAAAUGGUUGCUUUGUCCUUUGGCAAAUGAUGCCUGGGAUGUGGUCUCUUGAGCUGGUUGUUGGAGGCAACAUGGUCAUUGCUGGUAGCGAUGGGAAAACUAUCUGGCGACACACAUCUUGGCUUGGCACGCAUGCAGCCAAGGGACCUCUACGACCUUUGCGUCGCAUAAUCCAGGACUCUCAUCUGACCAGGGUUCAAACACAAAAAAAUUUCUCUGUCUACUGGGAAACUACCAUUGGAAGUAGCGUUGGAGACUAUAGGGAUAUCGAUGGAGUGUUGAUUGCUCAUCAAGGAAGAUCAAUCGCCACGAUUUUUCGAUUUGGAGAGCUAUCCCUGCAGCACAGCAGGACUCGGAUGGAAGAAAUUUGGAGGAUUGAUGAUGUUGUUUUCAAUGUUCCAGGGCUCUCCCUGGACUCUUUCAUUCCUCCUGCUGAUAUCUUUGAUGAUAAUCUUCAUUCCCCUUCACUGUAA